CUACGGGCAUGUAAAUGGAGAACGAAAUUAUAGUUAUACCGAAUCUCCUACACACAAUACCAAGGUUACCAACUUUGGUCAGCUGACCGGAGUGAGACGUUCAAUUCGCCACAAGUCUGCACACCCAGACACACGGAUAUAAAACGUAUUAUUAUCCGGCUACAGCGCCUCAACCAAUCACACUCAACUUUUACUUCGGGGUGGAGUGAAGACCGAGCAUAAAAGGAUGGAAAAGCUGUGGAGCUGAGCUACUGAGAUCAUCAUUCUCAAAGACAAAGUAAACAGGUCUAAACUAACGCCAACAUGGUUCAGUGGACUGAUGCUGAGCGCGCCGCCAUCGCUGAUAUCUUCGGCAAAAUCGACCGCGAUGUAGUUGGACCAAACGCACUUGCCAGGUGCCUUAUCGUGUACCCCUGGACCCGGAGAUAUUUCGGUGGCUUUGGAAACUUGUACAGCGUCGAUGCCAUCCUGGCGAAUCCCAAGGUCGCUGCCCACGGAAAGGUUGUGCUUGGCGGGCUGGAGAAGGCUAUGAAGAACUUGGAUGACAUCAAGAAAACCUUCGCCCCGCUGAGCGAGCUGCAUUCAGAGAAACUGAACGUGGACCCCGAUAACUUCAGACUGCUGGCUGACUGUCUCACCCUUGUCAUUGCUGGGCAGAUGGGCGCUGCGUUCACACCGGAAGUUCAGGCAGCGUGGCAGAAGUUUCUUGCUGUUGUUGUUUCUGCUCUCUGCAGGCAAUAUUACUAAAGUAUCUCAAUAAAUUACAAGGAGUCAAUUAAAA
Molecule: messenger RNA, 781 nt
Organism: Brienomyrus brachyistius
Lineage: Eukaryota; Metazoa; Chordata; Actinopteri; Osteoglossiformes; Mormyridae
Product: hemoglobin subunit beta-like
Exons: 4
Coding region: 304-747 (147 amino acids)
Biological process (GO): hydrogen peroxide catabolic process; oxygen transport
Cellular component (GO): blood microparticle; hemoglobin complex; haptoglobin-hemoglobin complex
Molecular function (GO): haptoglobin binding; peroxidase activity; heme binding
Source: RefSeq, a predicted model, not a curated record